Messenger RNA from Phaeodactylum tricornutum CCAP 1055/1, 2206 nucleotides. RefSeq lists its product with no specific name. The transcript has a single exon. Gene Ontology annotation, molecular function: protein binding. The coding region runs from base 77 to 2206 and encodes 709 amino acids. Gene Ontology annotation, biological process: mRNA processing. Lineage: Eukaryota; Bacillariophyta; Bacillariophyceae; Surirellales; Neidiaceae. The record is from RefSeq and is a predicted model, not a curated record.
CUAACGGUAGUAGGUUCACCAAUGAAUAGUAUUCGGAAACGAAAAUAGGUCGGAUGCUGCGGUAGAGACUGAGGGGAUGAGGACAACGAAAGCAUUCUUCCAUCUUUCGCACUAUCACUACCACCAUCGAAUCAUCCAAGCAACACGUUUUCAAAGUGCAGCGACACAUUUUAUUCCUUCGAAAGACCUCAAACGAAGACAUUUCAAGUCGUACGGCGAUCUUAUCUCCAAAACAAAUGAAUUGAUCGAUCUGGUGAAAAAUCCGGUACGAGCGAUCGCUGAAGCCGGGUCGCCGAUCACGGUUCAUGACUGUUUUCAUACGUUGGAAGCGUGGAUGGAGUACGCGAUGGAUGAAAAAACGAUAGAAGCCCCGUUACAAGCAAAGCGGCUGCUGGAUACGCUGGAAAGGAACACAAUUUUAAGGUUCGACUCAGUUUUUGUACCGAAAGCCUCAUUUUAUGAGGUCGUCAUGCAGGGCUUCGCUGUUUGUAACGGCGGACGAAAUGCGGCUGAGCACUGUCAACAUAUCUUGCAGAAUAUGAUUUUUCAGUGCCGACGCUACUCACAAGAGUCGAGGUCGGAAAGACGAAUUCCCCCGGUGGAACCCACAAUUAAAGCUUUUAAUAUCAGUAUCAAUUGUUGGGCGAAAAGUGGAGCGGAUGAUUCGGGCAAGCACUCUGAAGCGGUUUUAGAGUUGAUGGGCACAUGGAAAAGAGAAUGCGAGGAGAGUAGUGACGUGUCAUUGUACGUUGGCUGUCUACCUAAUGGAGCUACGUUUGCAAGUAUUAUGGAUGCAUGGGCAAAGGGUGACUCAGGCUUGGCACCCCAUAGAACAUUGUCAAUCUUGAAAAGUCUGAUUGCCUCGGUACGUGCUGGAGAUCUCCAUGUAUCAGUCCUUCAACCGCGCUUAUUUAACAUUGCAUUACAUGCAUGGGCACGUAGUGGGUUGGGUCGCGAAGCUGCACGAAAAUGUGAAGACAUUUUACAACUCAUGAGUACACUGGAACGCGAAUACGGGGUUAAUGCAUCUCCAAAUACAACAACGUACGCUGUUCUUAUAGAUGCGUGGGCCAACUGUGAAAAGGAGGAGAAAGAUGGUGAAGCCGCACAACGUGCUGAAUCUAUCCUUUUUAAGAUGAUUCAGCUGUACCGAAAUGGACACGGCGUAAAGCCAAACAAAGUGUGCUUUACUUCGUGUGUAAAUGCUUGGUCAUGGUCUGGACGUAUUCAUGAUGCACCAGAGAAGGCCGAAAGGAUUUGGCGGACGCUUGAUGAGCUACACAAGGAAUCUGGUGGUCAUCCGGACUUCUGCCCUGAUACUGAGAUCGGGAAUGCAGUUUUAGCAGCGUGGUCAAGAGCAGUUCGAAAGCCCGACUCAAUCGGUCGGGCGCUCGCGUUCUUGGAAAAGCUGAAGCUAAACUUUACAACUGAUCUUGUCAGUUAUAACACGGUGCUUGACGCAUUGGGGAAGCGUGGUCUAUCCUCAAAAUCCUUAGAUCUUCUGAAGUGGCUCGAAGUAGAAUCGAAGGACCGCGAUUUGUCUUUACAACCAGAUGUUCGAACGUACAACAGUGUGCUCGCAUCAAUUGCAAAGGAUGAGGAACGUAGAUGCCCCAAAAAAGCUGAGGAGCUGCUCCAAACUAUGCAAGCAAAAAGCAGCGAAGGAAGACAUACGAUAAAACCUGAUCGGGUCUCGUACACAAUUGUUAUCGACGCAUGGUCGCGAUCGGACGAUCCCAGAAGAGUGGAAAAGGCAAAGGCCCUGUUCGUCCAAUUAAUCAACGAGUUUCAGAAAGGAGAUCAGAAUAUGCAGCCCGACGCUUACGUAUUCACAGUUCUCAUGAAAACUUGUCUGGGGGUAACUGGAUCUGACGAGAGAAAGAGGUUUGCUCUGCGACUUCUAGUCGAUACGAUGAAGUUGAUGAAGUCUGCAGGCUUCGGUCCUCCGAACCAUGUCACCUACGCCACCUACACGAAAGCUGUGGAAAGAUUAUGUGACAAUGAUGAGCUGAAGAGAAAGCUUCUGAUUGAAGCAUUCAAAGACUGUGCUGCAGGCGGUCACGUAUCUAAGAAGGUUGUAUUUGCCAUGCGCCCCCUCGGAAUUGCUAGCAUCCAGAUGAAAACAAGCUGGAGCAGAAAUGUUCCGAAUCGGUUUAAACCAGAUACCAACAAAUGGAUGGAUUGGAGUGCACUAACUGUAAGCUAA